AGUUGCCUAUAUACAUAACAAUUUUCUGUCUCUGCUGCAUAGAAAGUUAGUAUGUAGCUGAUCUCAAAAAGCAAUUAUUCUUUUAUUAGUGUGAGAAACUUGUAUUAUUUUUGUAAGUAUUGUAUGUGUCUUUGUGUGUAAUUGUAAUAUGUUUUUGUCAGGCCUGCACAAGUAGCGUUACAUUUGUUUCUCAACAGAUCAACCAUUAAACACUAGGAAUUCUUUAUCUUUUCUGCUUUUUCUACAGCAGGCCGGCACGCAAAAAUUUAUUUUGUGUUUCAAUUUUUUCUUUGUUUUAAAAAACAAUUCAAUGAGAUUGCAUUAAAAAGGUUAGAACUGUUUACUUAGUUGUUUGGUGGUGAGUGGCAAUUUUUGGGCGGAAAAAUGGAAGCCCAGGUUGAAGGUGGUGGUAGAUGUGGCAGUGAUGAUAGCGGUGGUAGUGGUUUUGGUGAAGUAAGAAGACUUCACGUCAUCUACUUUCUCAGCCGAAAAGGUCAAAUCGAGCAUCCCCAUCUCAUCCGAGUCCAUCAUCUCUCUCGAAAUGGAGUUCGCUUGCACGAUGUUAAGAGAUGGCUCAGGGAAUUGAGAGGAAAGGACAUGCCUGAAUCAUUCUACUGGUCUUACAAGAGGAGGUACAAGACAGGUUAUGUAUGGCAAGACUUGGUGGAUGAGGAUCUCAUUACUCCCAUUUCCGACAAUGAAUACGUCCUCAAAGGAUCGGAAAUUUCCUCAACUAAUUUUGAUCUUCCUUCACAUGAGGAAAAGAAAGAUUCCAUGGAAAAUGAUGCGAGAGACCUCAAAUGGUGUUGUAAAGAAGAAAUUGAAGAAAACAAAGAAACAGCAAUGGAUGAUGAUGCCUUGAUAAAAACAUGUUGCGAAAUAGAAGAAGAAUCGCCUCCUUUCGGAUCUGAAUCAGACACAUCCACGUUGAUAGAUGAUUCAAUGAAACUCGAAGAAGAGAAACAUUCAGAGAUGAACGAACAAGAAACACAAGAACAUACAAGUCUCGAAUUAAAGAGUUGUUCUUCGUCUACACUGUUAAUUAAUAACAAGAAAAAGAAGAACAAAAGCAAUAUUAAUGUUGAAAAUCCUGUUAAAACACUGGCUUCAUCACCCAAGAGUAAGGCAUCUAACAUGAUCUGGAACUUCAUGAAAUGUGGUGCUGUGGACACCAAUGACUCGGCCAUGGUGAUGAUCAACAGACGCGAUAAGAGAGCUUGAGAUUUCCAAAGGAGAUAAGUUGGGAAGGUCUCAGAGGAUUUUUAGGACUGGUUGGAACCUACAACAUUCACACCUCAAAGCUCUGUAAUUCAAAUCCAUGGAUAGAUGAUAUGAUUGUUUUGGUAACUUUCAUUUUAUUGUAGCUUGAAAACUUUUUGUAACAAUUUUUUUAAAUUUAAAUAAAGAUGUGGAUCUUU
Messenger RNA from Camellia sinensis, 1418 nucleotides. RefSeq names its product protein SOSEKI 1. The record is from RefSeq and is a predicted model, not a curated record. Lineage: Eukaryota; Viridiplantae; Streptophyta; Magnoliopsida; Ericales; Theaceae.